AUGGCAGAUAUAGAAAAGCGAAUCACACAACUACAUCGGCUUAGAGGUGCCUUGAAAACUAAAGCCACAAUUCUCGAAAAGUUUCUCAACAAACCUAUCGAGGAUAUAAAUAUUAUCGAAUUAAAGGGUAAAAUCGAGAACACGUCUAUAAUUUUUGAAAACUUUGAAAAAGCUCAAUGCGAAUUAGAAGAAAAUGUAGCGGAAGAUGAGCUCGAAAGCGAGUACCAGUGGCGAAGCGAUUUCGAAGAGAAAUUCUCUGCAUUAUGUGCAAAGGCACAAGGUAUUCUUAACGAAAAAGAAUACGGUUCUUCGGAAAAUCUAUUGUCCGCGCAACCACCUUCUCGAAACUCCGUAGAAAACGUGUUCAAUGAGAAUAAUGCAGCAGCUGCGACUAUCGGGGUCCAGCAACCAAACGUGAACCGGUUCCUACGACCAAUGGCCGGGGACAAAAUCCAAUAUAUUCAAACGACUGAUGCAAAUUAUAAGGUCGCUUGGAAUAUCCUAGAAAAAUGUUAUGAUGAUCCGAGUACCGUAAUCAACAAUCACAUCAAAUCAUUUUUCGAACUGCCGAAUUGUCAUAAUGCAUCAGCCGUUGCUCUAGGAGAACAUUUAAACAACGUAACAAAACAUUAUCGUGCGUUAGAAGCGUUGAAAAAACCAUUUUUAGAAGCGUUUCCUAUAUACGCGAUCGUAUCGAAAUUAGAUCCACAAAUACGAUUAAAGUGGAAGGAACAUUUACAAGCGAACAACGCUCCAACGAUGGAGCAGUUACUCGAUUUCUUACAUAAUCGAGAAAGAAUUCUAGAAACAAAUAAAUUUUUUUCGAAAAAUGAGAAAUCGGAAAGGAAUAUAACACGUAGCGAAAAUCAUUCUUACGGCGGCAAUCGACCACCACACUCUCAAUCAAAUUUCAAAAGACAAUCCGUUUAUUCUAUUCAAAAUCGUGCAUUUUCUCAUAUUUGUAAGGAAACACACUUUACGCAAAACUGUGAAAAGUUACUAAAUGCGACUUUGCAGGAACGUUUUAGCAUCGUAAAACAUCUACAUCUCUGUUUUAACUGUCUCCGGUCUAACCAUACGGUAGAAAAUUACAUUGCAACCACGUGUAAAACUUGCAGUAAAAGACAUCAUACUCUGUUGCAUCAGGACAAUAAAACCACAAAACCGCUUCAAGCUAAUCACGCGCAUUUACACAAUACCGUAUCGUCUCAAGUUUUAUUAUCAAUGGCUAUUGUGCAUAUUCUAGAUCACAAGGGCAAUCCUCAAGCAUGCAGGGCUCUCCUUGACAAUGGUUCGCAGGUUCACUUUAUCAUAGAAAAAUUAGCUGCGAAAUUAGGUCUAGAACAACGAGAAAUCGAAAUUCCACUCGGCGGAGUGAAUCAGAUGAGCUCUAGCGUGAGCAAAAUAACGCGAACAACGAUCCAAUCGCGAUUAAAUAAAUACUCAGCUGAUCUCACUUUCCUUAUAACUCCAGAGGUCAAUGACCACGCACCAAGCGAACCCUUAAACAGGAUUGAAUUAAAAAUUCCUCCUAAACUCCAUCUUGCUGAUCCCGAAUUCCAUAAACCGUCAGAAAUCGAUAUACUGAUCGAAACUCAUUUUGGAAAUAUAUUUCCACACGCUGCUAAAUGCAAUUUAUCGUUAAAUUUAUUGCAUAACAAAAUAUCUGAAUUCUGGGAAAUCGAAAACGGCCCAAACGAAAAACUUCUAUCGAAUGAAGAAAAUGCAUAUGAAGUACAUGUUCAAGAAAAUACGCGCCGCGAUCAUGAAACCGGAAGCUAUAUCGUUAAACUUCCAUUCAAAGAAGAUUCGCCCGUACUCAGCGAGUCAUACUCUCAGGCACUCAGACGGUUUAAUUCUCUCGAACGGUCUUUGGCUAAAAAUUCCCAUCUUAAGGAUAAAUAUAUCGCCUUUAUGAGAGAUUAUAUAGAACUGGAUCACAUGUCUGAGGACGAAUCUGCUUCUAUCUAUGAUGGUUAUUUUUUACCGCACCACGCGGUAAUCAAACAAUCCAGUUUAACGACAAAACUUCGAAGCGUUUUUGAUGCCUCAGCGAAAACAUCAAACGGGAAAUCCUUAAACAAUGUACUUAUGGGCGGUCCCAAUAUCCAAAAUGAUAUUUUUUCUCUACUUGUCCGUUUGCGAUCUAAUACAUACGCGAUAACUGCAGAUAAUGAGAAAAUGUAUCAGCAAAUACGUCUCGACGAAGCUGAUCAAAAUUUUCAAAAAAUUUUAUGGCGAGAAGAGUCUCGCGAACCUCUAAAAAUCUACAAAUUAAAAACUGUAACUUAUGGCAUGUCCUCCGCUUCUUUUUUAGCAACGCGAUCGCUUAGGCAAUUGGCCAACGACGAAGCCAGAAACCGUGUUGAGGAGAUUCAAACGUUGACACAAUCUCUCGAAUGGCGACACGUACGCACCGAGCAUAAUCCCGCGGAUUUUGUCUCGCGAGGCCUCACACCGAAAGAGUUUAUCGCUAGUUCUUUAUGGUUUAAUGGGCCAGCAUGGAUUAACGAUCCUGAGGAGAAUUGCCCUCAAUCACACUUGCAGCCUAUCGAAAUUUCUGAACGAAGGAAACCUGUUAUCAGUUUAUCAGUCAAGUUAACUCGCCACUUCAUCCCCCCGCGUUCGCCACACUUCGGGGGACUCUGGGAAGCCGCGGUAAAGUCUUUUAAGCACCACUGGGUUCACGUUAUUGGUGAUAGACUGUUAACGUAUGAGGAGUUCACAACACUCGCAACCGAGAUAGAGGGUAUCCUAAAUUCUCGUCCUUUGACUCCUGUACCCUCAGAUCCUAACGACUUAGCCGCCCUCACUCCAGGUCACUUUCUCACAGGUGACUCUCUAACGGCUGUACCGGAACAUUAUUUGAAGGACCUGCCGUCCGGGCGACUUUCGUCUUGGCAGCAAGUCCAACAAAUGAAACAGCACUUUUGGACUCGAUGGAGUAAAGAAUAUCUUCAUGAGUUAACCGUCCGCAAAAAGUGGCAUAAGGGUGCCACUACCGAUAUUCAGAUCGGUAAACUGGUAACAAUGCGAGAUGACAAUCUUCCUCCCAUGCGAUGGACACUCGGCCGUGUUAUAGCCACACAUCCUGGAGAAGAUGGUGUUAUCCGAGUAGUAACUGUGAAAACUGCGAAUGGCGAUUGCAAACGCAGCGUAAAAAAUCUGUCUCCCUUGCCGAUUGAUACUCAUUAA
Messenger RNA from Belonocnema kinseyi, 3195 nucleotides. RefSeq lists its product as uncharacterized. The transcript has 5 exons. NCBI's taxonomy places the organism in Eukaryota, Metazoa, Arthropoda, Insecta, Hymenoptera, Cynipidae. Gene Ontology annotation, molecular function: nucleic acid binding. The coding region runs from base 1 to 3195 and encodes 1064 amino acids. The record is from RefSeq and is a predicted model, not a curated record.